Salvelinus namaycush (lake trout) is the source of this 1602-nucleotide messenger RNA. Its product is annotated as small conductance calcium-activated potassium channel protein 3-like. Bases 1 to 1602 code for a protein of 533 amino acids. NCBI's taxonomy places the organism in Eukaryota, Metazoa, Chordata, Actinopteri, Salmoniformes, Salmonidae. Gene Ontology annotation, molecular function: calmodulin binding; small conductance calcium-activated potassium channel activity. Gene Ontology annotation, cellular component: neuron projection; neuronal cell body; plasma membrane. The record is from RefSeq and is a predicted model, not a curated record. The transcript is spliced from 9 exons. Gene Ontology annotation, biological process: potassium ion transmembrane transport.
AUGUCUCGUAUGGACUUAAGGGAGACAGAAAGUGGGCCACCCAGUGAAGGAGGUCAAAGGCUAGAGGCCACAUCAAUGGAGAUGCAGGUCCGCCAGAGUCUACCCGAGAUUAUCAUUACAACCAAAGACGACUACCAGCCAAAGGACUCCAAUCAAACAUCCAGCUCUGACAAGAAUCACACCAAAUCUGAGGCCAAGGGCACCUAUGGUGGAGGUGAGGAGAUCAGUGGUGCAGAGCCCAAGGAUGGUCCCCAUGACUGCCCUCACAAGAAGACCCAGAGCAUCGGUCAUAGGCUGGUCCGGCGAAGGGCGCUGUUUGAGAGGAGGCAGAGGCUGAAUGACUGUGCACUCGCUGUGGGGAUGUUUGGAGUAGUGGUCAUGGUCACCGAGACAGAGCUCUCCUGGAGCGUCUACAGUAAGAGCUCCAUAUACUCCGUGGCUAUGAAGUCUAUUAUCAGCCUGUCCUCUCUUAUCCUGCUGGGCCUGAUCAUUGCCUACCACAUCUGUGAGGUGCAGCUCUACAUCCACGAUAACGGAGCAGAGGACUGGCGAAUCGCCAUGACAAUGGAGCGGGUGACCCUGAUCGCCCUGGAGCUGUUUGUAGCGAUGGUGCACCCGUUCCCAGUGGGUCUCCCAUUGUCAUGGCAAGCCAUGUCCCCCACGCUGUCAGAGACAGAGCUCGAGAUUGUGCUGGCUCUGCCCAUGUUCCUGCGACUCUACCUCCUGGGUCGUGCCUUGAUGCUGCACAGCCGACUCUACACAGACACGGCCUCGCGCAGCAUUGGCGCCCUCAACAAGAUCCACUUCAACAGCCGUUUUGUGGUCAAAGCGCUGAUGACCAUCUACCCUGGCACUGUGUUGAUGAUCUUCAGCGUCUCUCUGUGGCUCAUCGCUGCAUGGGGCCUACAUGUCUGUGAGAGACACCACAACUAUAAGGACCUGAGCAGUAACUACAUGGAGGCCCUGUGGAUGGUCUCGGUCACCUUCUUGUCCAUUGGUUAUGGGGAUGUUGUUCCCCACACCUACUGUGGCCGCAGCAUCUGUCUACUCACUGGGAUCAUGGGGGCUGGUUGCACAGUGCUGGUGGUUGCCGUGGUUGCCAGGAAACUAGAGCUGACCAGGGCAGAGAAACACGUCCACAACUUCAUGAUGGAUUCCCACUUUACAAAAGGGAUAAAAAUUGCUGCAGCAAAUGUACUUAGAGAGACUUGGAUGAUCUACAAACACACCAAGCUGGCCAGGGAGAGAGACCACUGCAGAGUACGCAUGCACCAGAGGAAGCUGCUGCUCGCAAUCCACCGGCUGCGUGAUGUGAAGAUGGAAAGGAGGAAAUUGGCUGACCAGGCCAACACGCUGGUGGAUCUCUGCAAGAUGCAGAAUCUGAUGUAUGACGUGCUGUCAGAGGUGAGUGGAUGUCGAGGGGACCUGGAAACACACACAAACAGUCUGCAGCAGAAUGUGGAGGAGCUGAGAGAAGGCUUCAGGACCCUAAUGCCACUCCUCUCCUGUACCCUCGCCACACAAAACGCUUCCAUCCGCCACCUGCUCAGGGAGAGGGAGGAGCAGGCAGUGACAUGGAGCAUGGCAGGGCAGGAUAGGUAA